GUCAGUUUAUCGCUGCCUGCGCAAGGUUUGUCCUAUUAGGCGCGCCAGGGUACUCUGCGGCUCCGGGACGAGGGCGGGGCCACGCUAGUGUUCCGGUUCGGCUCCAGCCGCCCCUCGGCUCCUAGCCUUCCCCCUCCCCUCCGCCUUCUCCCCUCCCUCCCGCUCCUGGGAAAGAGAGAAACCACCGCUGCGGGUGGGUAGAGAAGCCCUCCGCGCCUCGGGGAGGGGACCGGGCCCGCCUCAUUUGCGCCUUGCAGCACUGCUGGAUCAGGUUACAAGAUGUUCAACUAAGCCUGAGACCUAGUGACUACAUUUCAUACAGGAACAAAUCAAUGGUUUUUCAUCUCCCGGAGAUACAUUAGAAACAAAUAUGGUGCUAAAAGAACUCCUUACCUUUCUCUGACUACAAUUUAUUUGGACAUACUUUUGUAUUGAAGAGAGGUAUACACACUGAAGCUACUUGCUGUACGGAGACUUUGUCCUGUAGGAUCAUGGACCAUCCUAGUAGGGAAAAGGAUGAAAGACAACGGACAACUAAACCCAUGGCACAAAGGAGUGCACACUGCUCUCGACCAUCUGGCUCCUCGUCAUCCUCUGGGGUUCUUAUGGUGGGACCCAACUUCAGGGUUGGCAAGAAGAUAGGGUGUGGGAACUUCGGAGAGCUCAGAUUAGGUAAAAAUCUCUACACCAAUGAAUAUGUAGCAAUCAAACUGGAACCAAUAAAAUCACGUGCUCCACAGCUUCAUUUAGAGUACAGAUUUUAUAAACAGCUUGGCAGUGCAGGUGAAGGUCUCCCACAGGUGUAUUACUUUGGACCAUGUGGGAAAUAUAAUGCCAUGGUGCUGGAGCUCCUUGGCCCUAGCUUGGAGGACUUGUUUGACCUCUGUGACCGAACAUUUACUUUGAAGACGGUGUUAAUGAUAGCCAUUCAGUUGCUUUCUCGAAUGGAAUAUGUACACUCAAAGAACCUCAUUUACCGAGAUGUCAAGCCAGAGAACUUCCUGAUUGGUCGACAAGGCAAUAAGAAAGAACAUGUUAUACACAUUAUAGACUUUGGACUGGCCAAGGAAUACAUUGACCCCGAAACCAAAAAACACAUACCUUAUAGGGAACACAAAAGUUUAACUGGAACUGCAAGAUAUAUGUCUAUCAACACGCAUCUUGGCAAAGAGCAAAGCCGGAGAGAUGAUUUGGAAGCCCUAGGCCAUAUGUUCAUGUAUUUCCUUCGAGGCAGCCUUCCCUGGCAAGGACUCAAGGCUGACACGUUAAAAGAGAGAUAUCAAAAAAUUGGUGACACCAAAAGGAAUACUCCCAUUGAAGCUCUCUGUGAAAACUUUCCAGAGGAGAUGGCAACCUACCUUCGAUAUGUCAGGCGAUUGGACUUCUUUGAAAAACCUGAUUAUGAGUAUUUACGGACCCUCUUCACAGACCUCUUUGAAAAGAAAGGCUACGCCUUUGACUAUGCCUAUGAUUGGGUUGGGAGACCUAUUCCUACUCCAGUAGGGUCAGUUCACGUAGAUUCUGGUGCGUCUGCAAUAACUCGAGAAAGCCACACACACAGGGAUCGGCCAUCACAACAGCAGCCUCUUCGAAAUCAGAAUACAUCAUCAGAGCGCCGAGGAGAAUGGGAAAUUCAGCCCAGCCGGCAGACCAAUACCUCAUACCUGACGUCUCACUUGGCUGCAGACCGCCAUGGGGGAUCAGUGCAGGUGGUUAGCUCAACCAAUGGAGAGCUGAAUGUUGAUGAUCCCACAGGAGCCCACUCCAAUGCACCAAUCACAGCUCAUGCCGAGGUGGAGGUAGUGGAGGAAGCUAAAAACUUUCUCCAGUUUUUGAUAACAUUGGAUGUAGGAAUACCAAGGAGUCUAACUAAAAAGAGGGGAUCUUGGCUACAGUGAAAUGCCUAGGGGUAUGGGAAGUAAGUAACAGCCUUUAUUUCCAUAUGAAAAAUGCUGGAAUUACACCUGCGAUGAUUAGGCAAGAGACCCAAAGAUAGUUUUCUCAGAAAAGCUUUUCUUUCAAGGGUCUAGCAAGUCUGAGCUAUGCUUCCAACUUUACUGCCCUCCAUCAUCCUGCAUCUUUGACUCAUCCACCACCUUCUGUCCCUUUCAUUCUCAUUCCCCAUGUGUCAGCUCCCUGGAAAGGACAUAUCUUGUGCACCUUGCCACAGUACUCAUUACCCGCUUCUGGACUGCCUGAGCAAGAGUGAUACUUCCUAUUCUAAAGACAGGAGUGAGGAGCGGGGAUACUCAGACUUAGGGAUGUGCCAGAACUGUGGCUAGUCCCCAGGGAGCAGAACUUGGAGGACUCAUAAAGGAGCCAGCCCCACCUCCAUCUCAAACAGGGCCAGUUCAUAAACCCCAUCUGGCACAGCAGCAAUCUCAGGAAGCUAAACUGGGGAGUGCCCUGUAUCUCACUCCCUAAAUUGGGGAGUGAGAGCAUCCCGAUGGUCAGCUCCUGGGCUGUGACAGUGGUCCCCUCCAGAUGAAAAGGGGGAGCUGUACUGAUGUCAGUCAGGAGAUGUGGCUCACAGUCAUUAUUAGAGUCAGGGCCUCUCCUGCCUACUUCAGGUACUUGGGUGAGGGCAGAGAGGGGGAUAGAGAGAAUCCUUAAUCCUUCAUUGGUAACAUCCUGAGAUCCUCCUAGAGUUCCAGACAUCAUACUUAUCACGGGAUUUGUUUGCCUUAAUUUAGCCUCCCUGCCCUCUGGCCAGUGAGUUGCAUUAAAUAAUUGUGCCCUCAGUAUCAAGGAGUAGACAAUGUAGACUAUUUUUAUGCAGCCCUGAGGAUCCCCAGUCUUGGCUCUUGAUAAGGUGAGGCAUCUGGGUUGGGUGCUAAAGUAUGAACCUUCUUCAUCCUCCUUCCAGUAAUGCCUAUUUCAGCCCUGCCUAGCCAGCACCAUCUUAUAAUUAGGUAGGAUGACUGCAGAUUGAAAUCAAGCAGCUAUUUCCUUUGGCUUUUCUGGCAGACACUGCCCACUGCCUCCAGUGCGUGCACUGUAGAUGGUGGGCGGUCCCUAUGGGUGGGUGCCAGGGGGAAAAUUCCACCCCCUUCAGUAAGCAGAAGCAGGCAGAAGUCUGCUGGAAGCUGCAGGCCUCCCGCACUGACUUGCAAUGUUCCUUGUGCUCCAGGUGCUGCUGUUUCUUUAAGAGGAAAAGGAAGAAGACUGCUCAGCGCCACAAGUGACCAGUGCCUCCCAGGAGUCCUCAGGCCCUGGGGACUCUGACUCAAUUGUACCUGCAGCUCCUGCCAUUUCUCAUUGGAAGGGACUCCUCUUUGGGGGAGGGUGGAUAUCCAAACCAAAAAGAAGAAAACAGAUGCCCCCAGAAGGAGCCAGUGUGGGCAGCCAGGGCCUAGUGGGUCAUUGGCCAUCCCCGCCUGCCUAAGGCUCUGAGCAGGUCCCAGAGCUGCUGUUCCUCCACUGCUUGCCCAUAGGGCUGCCUGGUUGACUCUCCUUCCCAUUGUUUACAGUGAAGGUGUCAUUCACAAAAACUCAAGGACUACUAUUCUCCUUCCUCCCCUUAGUUUACUCCUGGUUUUUACCCCACCCUCAACCCUCUCCAGCAUAAAACCUAGUGAGCUAAAGACUUUAUUUGCAGAAGGAGAUCAAGAGGCUGGGGGUAAGGCCAAGAAGGUAGGAGGAAAAUGGAGACCUGGGCUGGAGAAGAACCUUCUCCGUGUCCCAGGUGUGCCUGGCAGUAUGGUUUCCUCUUCCUCUGUGCCUGUGCAGCAUUCAUCCCAGCUGGCCAUGGGGUUCAGGUUCCUUCUUCCCUCCCUCCUGUGAAGUUACACUGUAGGACACAAGCUGUGAGCAAUCUGCAGUCUACUGUCCCUGUGUGUUGGCGUUCUUAGCUUUUUUGACAAACUCUUUUUUCCAGGCGGUAGUAGGACAAUGAAAAUUGUUCUGAGCAAAGGAAAGAAAACUGACUUUGUUGCACUUUUAGUUUUUUUUUAAAAAAACAAAAACAAAAACAUGGCAGAUGCAUAUUGUGUCUGGUUAUAUUGGGAGUUUCACUUUUACCUGUUUUGAGGGGGAUGGGGCCAGCCAAGCCAUUCAGAGAGAACAUGGGUCCAGAGGACAUUCUCAGUGGAAAGAGUUUGAUCUGCACCACCCAGAAGAGAAGCCAAACUCGGUGUCAUUCUGAGUGAACACUCAGGUUGGCAAGAAAACAUACUUGAAUUUUCAUUCAUCUUCUCAGCAGCUGAAGAAUGUCCCUACCAGAGCAUCUUGACCUAAUCAGCUUACAGUUUGAAAACCUAGCUCUCCAGCACAUGAGAUGAGCCAGCCGAACCAGACUGUGACCAGGAAACAGCUCAUCCCAGAGAAGGAGAUGCUUAACAACAAAAAAAAAAUAAUAAUGAAAUUGUUUCUUCUGCUGCCAGGGACUUCCAACUAGAUAGCCAUGUGAUUUCCUGGUGACUUGGGGGACAAAUUAGUGAUGAAACAGCCACCACCAUAUUGCCAUUAGUGGAAAAAAAGAGGAGGACAGUGAACCUACCUUCCACCUGCCAGAGGGACCUCGGGGUGUGGCAUUAUAGGGCCAGGAAAAGAAAAUCAGUGUAUCCUAUCUCCUCCAAUAGCUGAGCUGUAGCAUUUGGGCUGGCCUGCCUUAUCAGAAACCAAGCUUAUGAAGAUCUUCUCCCAGCAGGUCCAUAGCAGUAAGCUUAGGAUGCGGUAUAUGGGGCUGCAUUUAAAAGGAGGGAAAGAUUGAUUGGUGCUGGAAUAUUCCAGGGAAAAGGAAACUGGAGUGAAAGGUCUGAAAUUAUCUUCUCAACUGGACAUAGACUCCUUCCAGAAAGGUGGCCAUGCCUCUAAGCAUGUUUUCCCCAGUAUGCCCUCGGCCUCCCCCCGUGGUGUUUUCAUAGGAGGUACUACUGUGAAGGAUCUUGGUUCCUCAUUCACUGUUUGACAAGUCUUUCAUGUGGGAAGUUACUCUUCUCAUACCCAAUUUUCAUUUGAGUUUAGUAGCUUAACCAAACAAUGACUGCCCAUUCCAGAGGUGACAGAAGAGAAAGGGUCAUUUACAUCAGGAAAGACGUCUUAUAUCUGGGAGUAGAGAGCCAACCAUGGAGCACAGUGGCUGGUGGGUGACUUAGUCUGAUGGUUUGUGGAGCAUAGAAGUCUUCGCCUCUAGCUUGAGGUGUAGGGCUAUCUUUUGGACUGGAGGGUGUGGGGAUAUUUUCUGGUAGUUGCCAUUUCUUGAAAAAUUCCCUUGAUGUACCUUGCACAGAGCAGAAAUAGCAUUAACAGUAUCAGAGGUACUGGGCUUCAUCUGUUCCGUUGGAUCUUGGCUAGGGAAUAUCAUUUCACUUGCAUCAAACCUGCUUAGCUUAUGGAAAGAUGGUAAUAUGUCAUUUCUAUAAAUGUUUCUAUAUAUGGAACAUAGAGUGGCAGGGAGAUGCCGUAUCACACCCCUUCCCCACAAGGACUGUGAAUAUUGGGAUUUAUGUCCUUGCCAUUACCUAGUGGUUACAGCCAUGUCACUAAGAUUUACAUCAUUUCUCAGUUGGGAUUUCGGCAAUGCUAACUUACUGUAUAGAAAGUUUAACUUUUCCUCACCCCUGUAUAGAAAAUGCCUUGCCUCUCAAGAGAGGGCAGAAGGGGGCCAGGCGCAGUGGCUCAUGCCUGUAAUCCCAGCGCUUUGGGAGGCCGAGGUGAGUGGAUCACAUGAAGUCAGGAGUUCGAGACCAGCCUGGCCAACGUGGUGAAACCCCAUCUCUACAAAAAAUACAAAAAUUAGUCGGGCGUGGUGGCAUGCACCCGUAGUCCCAGCUACUCGGGAGGCUGAGGGAGGAGAAUCACUUGAGCCUGGGAGGCAGAAGUUGCAGUGAGCCAAGAUCACGCCACUGCACUCCAGCCUGGGCAACAGAGUGAGACUCUGUCU
Molecule: messenger RNA, 5884 nt
Organism: Cercocebus atys (sooty mangabey)
Lineage: Eukaryota; Metazoa; Chordata; Mammalia; Primates; Cercopithecidae
Gene: CSNK1G1
Product: casein kinase 1, gamma 1
Exons: 13
Coding region: 492-1898 (468 amino acids)
Biological process (GO): peptidyl-serine phosphorylation; signal transduction; endocytosis
Cellular component (GO): nucleus; plasma membrane; cytoplasm
Molecular function (GO): ATP binding; protein serine/threonine kinase activity
Source: RefSeq, a predicted model, not a curated record